AUGGGUUCACCCAUAGCCAUUGGGCUAGUCAUUCUCAGCCUGCUCUACCUCCUGGGGUCUUGUGAGGAAAAAUUGGAAGCUACGGGAAGGUUAAUCGCCGGGGAAGCUCCUUUCCACCUCGUCCAGCCCUCUUGGCGGCAAAGCCAUGUGCGGCGCCGCCACCACCUUGCUCGCGCCGCCGCCGUUGCCGUUGCUGCUGCUGCUACUGCUCCUCCCGCGGCCGCUGCCGCUGCCUCUCCUGCCGCUGGCCGCUCCGGGCUGGGCCGCCCAGCCUCUAACUUGGCGAGUCCGUGGCGGGCGCAGGAGAACGACGCCAAGACCGUGACUUGCUGCCUCUUCAAAGAGCGGGAGCCCGACGGCGGGGCCUCCCGGGCCCGGGAGCUGCUGCCGGCCGGGGAAGGACGCGGCCGCCUCUCGCUGCUGGAGCAGGAGCUGAAGGCCGUCACCUACGCGCUCCUCAAGCGCCUCAAGGAGCGCGCCCUGGACAGCCUGCUCGAAGCCGUCGAGUCCCGCGGCGGGAUGCCCGGCGGCUGUGUCCUGCUCCCGCGGGCGGCCGAGGUGCGCUUCGGCGGCCAGGCCGCCCCCCCGCACCUGCUUCUGGGCAAGCUCUUCCGCUGGCCGGACCUCCAGCACCCGGGCGAGCUGAAGCCCCUGUGCGAGUGCCGGAGCUUCGGCCUCCCCGAGGGCCCCACCUUGUGUGAACGGAGUGUGGUGUGUUCACGGAACUAUUUUACAUUUGAUCUGUGUGGUUGUGUUGUCGAUGAAUCUCCACCCCCUCCUUACUCCCGGCUGUCUCCGAAUGAUGAGCAAAAGCCACUGGAUCUUUCAGAUUCCACGUUGUCUUACACUGAAACAGAGGCUACAAACUCCCCCAAUAUUAUUGCCGGAGAAUUUUCAGAUGCCAGUAUGUCACCUGAUGCUAUAAAACAAAGCCACUGGUGCAACGUUGCCUACUGGGAACAUCGGACUCGUGUUGGACGCCUCUACACAGUGUAUGAACAGUCUGUCAGUAUAUUUUACGACCUACCUCAAGGAAACGGCUUCUGCCUUGGACAGCUAAACCUAGAAAACAGGAAUGAGACUGUCCGCCGGACUCGAAGUAAGAUUGGAUACGGGAUUUUGCUCAGCAAAGAACCGGAUGGCGUUUGGGCUUACAACCGCAGUGAACACCCAAUAUUUGUUAACUCACCGACACAGGACAUUCCCAAUUGUCGGACUUUAAUUGUGCGCAAAGUGAUGCCUGGCUAUUCAAUAAAGGUCUUUGAUUAUGAGAAAUCUUGCCUCUUAAAGCACACCACUGACUUGGAAUAUCCAGAUGGACCUUAUGACCCAAACAGUGUCCGGAUUAGUUUCGCAAAAGGCUGGGGCCCUGGCUACUCCAGACAGUUUAUCACCUCUUGCCCAUGCUGGCUAGAAAUUUUGCUCAACAACAACAACAACAGAUAGCUGUCAGCCUUGGAGGAGAGCCAGAUGGAACACAGACAAUCCCAAGAUAUCAUCUACCUAGAUUUAAUAUAAAGUUUUAUAUAUUAUAUGAAAAUAUAUAUUAUACUUGUAAUUAUGGAGUCAUUUUUACAAUGUAAUUAUUUAUGUACGGUGCAAUGUGUAUAUGGACAAAAAAAGGAAAAUGCACUUUGGCUUUUAAAUUGUUCAGUACAAUUUUUUUAAAGGAGAAAAAAAAUUAUACAGCAAAAUUGGGAGUAUUAGCCAUUUUUUGGCUGUGUAGUUUUUUUUGUUGUUGUUUGUUUUUUGUAGUAAUACCCAGACAAGAAGCUAAUACCAAUCACUCAUUGAUAAUAAAGUAUUUGCAUUAUA
Messenger RNA from Pogona vitticeps (central bearded dragon), 1815 nucleotides. The record is from RefSeq and is a predicted model, not a curated record. Lineage: Eukaryota; Metazoa; Chordata; Lepidosauria; Squamata; Agamidae.